This is a messenger RNA of Cololabis saira (Pacific saury), 2605 nucleotides long. RefSeq names its product solute carrier family 5 member 11 (gene slc5a11). The transcript has 16 exons. Gene Ontology annotation, biological process: transmembrane transport. Gene Ontology annotation, cellular component: plasma membrane. Gene Ontology annotation, molecular function: D-glucose:sodium symporter activity. The coding region runs from base 151 to 2211 and encodes 686 amino acids. The record is from RefSeq and is a predicted model, not a curated record. Lineage: Eukaryota; Metazoa; Chordata; Actinopteri; Beloniformes; Belonidae.
GAUCUCUUGCUGUGUGAGAGAAGACUCCAGGCCAAACGUGAAGGUUCCUGACAUCGUCUCCAAUGUGUGAAAUGCUGGGUCGUUGGGACCAGAGAAGUCCGCUCAAAGCAGCUCAGGUGGAGUGAUAGCAGUGAGACAACUUUGUGAAAGAUGGACUUUGAGUCUGAAUUUGAAGACCGAGGGACAAGCAUGCCCCCAACUCAGUCACCUUCGGGGGGCAGUAACACGCUGGGCACUGUGGACAUCGUGGUGCUGGUGGUUUACUUCCUGCUGGUGCUGGCUGUUGGUUUCUGGUCUAUGUGCAGAACGAAGCGCAGCACCGUGGAUGGAUACUUCUUGGCUGGCAAAAGUAUGAGCUGGUGGCCAGUGGGGGCUUCACUGUUCGCCAGUAACAUCGGCAGUGGACAUUUCAUUGGUCUGGCGGGGUCAGGAGCCGCAGCAGGAAUCGGUGCAAUCGCAUAUGAAUGGAACGGAAUGGUGAUGGUUCUGCUGCUGGGAUGGCUCUUCUUGCCCAUUUAUAUUGCAUCUGGGGUGACGACCAUGCCAGAAUAUCUGCAGAGGCGCUUCGGUGGACGGAGAACGCAGUUAACUAUUGCCGUCUUGUCAUUAUUUAUUUACAUCUUCACAAAAAUAUCGGUGGACAUGUAUGCGGGUGCAGUGUUCAUUCAGCUCGCUCUAAGAUGGAAUAUCUACCUGGCUAUUGUGCUGCUGCUGACAAUCACCGCCCUCUACACUGUAGCAGGUGGUCUGGCUGCAGUCAUCUACACCGAUGCAGUUCAGACCGCUAUCAUGCUGGCAGGAGCUCUCACCCUCAUGGGCUACAGCUUUGUGGAGGUUGGAGGCUGGAACGGUCUGAUGGAGGGAUACCCCGAUGCCACUCCCUCCAUCCGUGUGCCUAACUCCACCUGUGGUGUCCCUCGAGAGGAUGCCUUCCACAUAUUCAGAGACCCGCUGAACUCUGACCUGCCUUGGCCGGGCGUUAUAAUCGGCAUGUCCAUCCCGUCCAUGUGGUACUGGUGCUCAGAUCAGGUGAUUGUGCAGCGCUCUCUGUCUGCCAAGACCCUGAGCCAUGCAAAAGGUGGCUCCCUGCUGGCUGCGUACCUGAAGAUUCUGCCGUUCUUCGCCAUCAUGCUCCCCGGCAUGAUCAGCAGGAUUCUCUUCACAGAUGAAGUAGCAUGUGCAGACCCUGACGUGUGCAGUCACAUUUGUGGGAACUCAGUGGGUUGUUCGGAUAUAGCCUAUGCCAAACUGGUCAUGGAGCUGCUGCCUGCAGGACUGCGGGGUCUAAUGAUGGCUGUGAUGAUUGCUGCACUCAUGUCAUCUCUAACCUCCAUCUUCAACAGUUCCAGCACCAUUUUCACCAUGGAUUUGUGGAAGAGUUUCAGAUCCCAUGCUUCUGAAUGGGAGCUCAUGAUUGUUGGCAGGGUGUUUGUGCUUGUGCUGGUGGUGGUGUCUGUUCUGUGGAUUCCUGUUGUCCAGGCCAGUCAGGGUGGCCAGCUCUUCAUCUACAUCCAGUCCAUCAGCACCUACCUGCAGCCACCCGUCUCCAUCAUCUUCCUGUUGGGAUGUUUCUGGAAAAGGGCUAAUGAGAAGGGUGCAUUCUGGGCCUUAGUUUUAGGCCUCACCGUGGGCUGCAUACGCAUGCUGCUGGACUUCAUCUACCCCACUCCACCGUGCUACGAAGAGGACAACAGGCCUGGGGUGCUGAAGUACGUCCACUACCUCUACUUCUCCACGCUGCUGUCUUUCAUCACCCUGGUUAUAGCGGUCGUGGUCAGCCUGGCUACUGAGAAGCCCAGCCCUGAGCAGAUAAGUCGUCUCACAUGGUUCACAAGGUUUGACCCCGUAAAGCCAAAAGAACAGGCGUCCUCAGGGGAGCAAAGUGUCACAAACUUGGAGGUGAUCACGUCUGAAAAUAACAAGGUGAACGUCGAAGGAAGAGAAGCAACAAGCAACAAUGGACAAACACGUCAUCAUGACUCUGCGUCAUCUGUCUCAAGCAGCCGCAGUCAGUCCAGGUUUAUGUCCAUGUUCUUCUGGCUGUGUGGGCUGGAGAGACGGAGGGAGGGAGAGGAUAAUCCUCCAGCUCCUCCUGCAUCUGAGCAGAACUUCUACUCACUGGAGGAAAAGCCACGUCUGCGAAUCAUCACAAACGUUAACCUCAUCAUCAGCAUGGCCGUGACCGCUUUUAUCAUCGGCUUCUGGGCUUGACUUUGGCUUCUUGGCGCCGGCAAUCCAGCAUACGAGCUUUGAAAAAGACUAUACAGACUUGAAUACUAUUCAUUCUUGUUUAUAUCUUACAACUGAAAUGAGACAUUAUGUCCAUCCGGUUGUGUUUAUUGGUUUUUUUUCUUUUGCGUACAUACAUGAAAGCUGCACCUACAGUGAAGGACUUUAACAUGACUUUAACAAAAUGAGUACUAAUAGUUGUCUCUUUAUUAACAUUCCUUUUUAAUGUUACAGCUCAAAAAAUGACAACUAAGGUUAAAAUGUUCUGAUGCUCAGAUUUUCCUUUUCUUUUAAUAAGAAUGAUGUGUCUAAAUUGUAACUGGUUUGAAAAAUUAAAAAUAAUGACAUACUGUUGAAUAGUCAGUCAUUAUUAGGA